Molecule: messenger RNA, 1200 nt
Organism: Brienomyrus brachyistius
Lineage: Eukaryota; Metazoa; Chordata; Actinopteri; Osteoglossiformes; Mormyridae
Product: natterin-3-like
Exons: 2
Coding region: 1-1200 (399 amino acids)
Source: RefSeq, a predicted model, not a curated record
AUGAGAAUCCUGCUCUUCAGCUUCGUAACUGUACUGCAGCUCUGUGCUGCGUUCCCAUCUGAACCCCAGCUGCCCAGAUCGCAGGGGGAAGGAGUGGAACAACCGCAGCCCAAAACCCAACUGAACACUGUCCCAGAAGAUAUAGUUCCACCUCUAACCAGCAAAGGUCCUGUGAAGAAUCUAGAGACACCCAAAGACCUGCAAGGUUCACAGGGAGGGAAGUCUACCGAAAUAUUUGUUGAAAAUGUCAACCUCAAAUGGCUGAGUUGGAACGGGGUCCUUCCAAAUGGUGCAGUGGGUAUCUAUAAUGGAUACGUCUCACGCACCGACUAUGUUUGCAAACUCAACUGUGAGGCUGGAUUCUACACACCAAGUAAGGGCCCAUACUGCUUCUACCCCUAUGCUGACAGAGAAUAUGCUGCCUCUGAAUUUGACAUCCUGGUCAAUGAGGACAACUUUGAGUUUCUGCAGUGGAAAGAUGAUUCCGACGGUUCUGUGCCCCCAUACUCUGUCAGAACAUGUUCAGGUAUCAACAUUUUUGUUGGGAAGAACAAAUAUGGCCUGGGAAAGAUUGCUACUCAACAUGAAGCUUUUUUUCUUCCAUGGGAUGGGGAUGAAUACUGGUAUAAGACGUACCAAGUGCUGACCAUCAACCAAGAUUACUAUGUCCAGCAUAUCUCUCAUGUGGAAUAUGCUGUUGACAAGAUAGAGCUUCUUCAUUAUCCACCAGAGACCUUGCAAUUAUCUAAGGUCACCAAUCUUGAGUGCCAAAGUGUUGAGAAAACUGUUCAUCUAGAAAAGAGCAGCACAGUGGAGAAGACCUGGGACAUUGGUCGAGACACACGGAAUGGAACAUCUUCCACCAUUACUGGCAAGAUCCCAAUACUGAACCCAGAGAAUGUGGACUUCUCCAAAGAGCAGACAGUAAGCUUUUCCAAGGGAACAACUAUUGUGGAGACCAUCAGCCAUACCAUCUCUGUUCAGAUUGUGGUCCAGCCAAACCACUCCUGUACAGUACGCAUGGAAGGGAAGAAGAUAGUAGCUGACAUCCCGUUCACAGCCAAACUGAGCCGCACUUAUCACAAUGGCAACACUCACUGGACAACUGUUACCGGUACCUAUAAUGGUGUGAGGAUUUCUGAACUAAAUGCUGUAAUAGACCGAUGCCAGCCAAUUCCUGAUGUUCAGCCCUGUCCCUGA